This is a messenger RNA of Olea europaea var. sylvestris, 1562 nucleotides long. Its product is annotated as putative F-box protein At3g23950. The coding region runs from base 47 to 1255 and encodes 402 amino acids. Gene Ontology annotation, molecular function: protein binding. The record is from RefSeq and is a predicted model, not a curated record. The transcript is spliced from 2 exons. Lineage: Eukaryota; Viridiplantae; Streptophyta; Magnoliopsida; Lamiales; Oleaceae.
CAGCCUCCUUCACAAUUCGAAAAGCUUCUGUAUUUUAUUCUGAGUCAUGUCCUUAUCUUGCUGCAAUUGUAAUCCUAAUGUAGAAGGAAAAAAAGAAGAUGGAGGUUUAGGUUCGUGUGUUUUCAAUUGGUCAAAUCUACCGGAUGAUUUAGAAGUUGAGAUCUUGUCUCGAAUCCCGGAUAAACCUCUUAUCAGGCUCAAGUGCGUUUGCAAAUCUUUGUACUUUCUGAUUUCAAAUGCAUGUGCUCCUAGAUUCUCCUCCCCUUCUCCAUCCGCCGUUUUUUACGGCUUACUCUACCUCCGGGGCGGUGAAAAUUUUCUUAAUCUACCUCCUAGUUCUGGAGUCGCUUCUAUUAAGUUUUGGCGGAAUUUGACGGCAUUGCUUGAAAGAUGUAAAGCUGAACACCCGGCAGAGCACAUUCUAGACUGUUGCAACGGGCUUUUUCUUCUAGCGUUUAGAUCUUCCAAUCCGACUCAGUAUUUCGUUAGCAACCCCACCACGUCUGAAUGUAUCAGAAUUCCUGUUAACCCCUUACACGGUGAUUUCAAGUACUCCUCGCUAGCUUUUGAUCCUGCCGUUACGCUUCACUAUAAAAUUAUUAGGUUUCCCAGAGUCACUCAAUUAUUAAAUCUGGAUGUUUAUUCAUCUGAGACUGGCGGUUGGGCUUGCCAUACUAUCGCUUUUGAGCCCGUUCUUGACCUUGGCCGAUGGGUUCAAGGUUCUGUUUACUUGAAUGGGGUUUUAUACAGGUUAUCAAUGGCCAAGUACUUGGUGUGUAUCAACCUCGGACUGAAAGAACAUACAAAAAUAAAUGUGAAAUUGAAAGCUCAGGCUUUUGAACUGCCUCAAAAGGAUGAAUUCGAUCAAUGUGGAUCUAUUGGGACAUCCAAAGGGGCUUUGCUUUACUUCAUCAAAGAUAAUUAUAGGAUACUAAUCUGGACGUUUGAUGACAGUUGUUGUUGGGUGCUCAAGCACAGCACCAACUUUCAUGGUCCCAUUUGGCACCGACCACUGGAUAAUAUUUUUGAUUUUUAUCGUGACUUCAGGAAGUUCAACUUUUAUGCUUUUCAUCCAAGCGAGGAUCAAAUUUUUCUUCGCACUUUUUGUGCCAUACUAUGUUAUAAUCACAAUACCAAGGAUUUUUAUUUCUUUGAUCUAUUGCCUCGUUAUGAUAUUGCCAUUUCCAAAGAGUACAAUGUACUCCCUUGCUCGCGCUGUGGAGUUGUUCUGAAUAGAGUCAUCAAGAGCCAUUAGAGAUCAACAAAUUCAUGCUAUUAACCUGUUGGGGACAUAAACCAUGGGGUUUUUGAUGGUGAAAUGCAACCUGACACAUUCGUUCUUGCCUACCGUGAAUCUGAGGGGUUUUAUUCAUCUGUUGCGAAACUUAUUUUUAGCGUUGAUUUCUUGUUGUUUUCUAGUGAGGACUUGGAAUUGCCUGCUGUGCAUACGGGUUUAUGUGCACCUUAUAAAUUUAUCCAAACGUUUCAACUAUCAUUUCGGUUACUCUUAACAGAACUCUAUUAUUACCUGCCUUCUUUUUUUAAUCAACUAUUGUGACUCA